This is a messenger RNA of Tricharina praecox, 1975 nucleotides long. RefSeq names its product Peroxin-3. The coding region runs from base 283 to 1782 and encodes 499 amino acids. Lineage: Eukaryota; Fungi; Ascomycota; Pezizomycetes; Pezizales; Pyronemataceae. Gene Ontology annotation, cellular component: peroxisomal membrane. Gene Ontology annotation, biological process: protein import into peroxisome membrane. Gene Ontology annotation, molecular function: protein-macromolecule adaptor activity. The record is from RefSeq and is a predicted model, not a curated record. The transcript is spliced from 5 exons.
GAUGCAGCCGAGAAGCCAUCGUACCGAGGAAGAGCGAACCAGCGCCUCUGCUCGUGCGAGCCAGUCGAGUCCGUAUCUAGCUGAGAGCGAGUCACCACCAGAGACAUCUCAGCUCCAAUCAACACCUUCGACAGCAACUCGUCCACAAUCUCCCUCUCUGGCCCUCCGAAGCACCAUGCCAUCGUGUUCCUGACCAUCACAACCACCUCCCAUCGUUAGCAGCAAAUCACCGAUCGAAUCGAAUCUCAAUUGUCACCCAGCCAUCGCGUCGAAGCCGCCACCAUGUUCCAGGCAACGCGCAACUUCGUCAACCGCAACCGUAGGAACCUAGCCGUGGGCUUUGGCCUUGUCGGCGCGGGAUACAUAGCCGUGCAAUAUGUCGGCAACAAGCUCUCCGAAGCGCGGAACCGCAUGAUGAGCGAGCGAGUAGCUAAGGAAAACAUCAACCGACGCUUCCAACAGAACCAGGAAGACUGUACAUACACCGUUCAAGCGCUGCUCCCCACCGCGACGGAAAACAUAGUCAAGGAUCUCCCCGUGGAAUCCCUAACGCAUGAGCUACAACAGAAGAAGGCGGCGCGGAUCGCAAAGAGUACGGCAGUGUCAACGAUAGAUGUGGCGUCUGAUGCGGGGCUCGCACCUUCCACCGCUACGGCGCCCGUGGUCGCGUCCAUGAAGGAAGACGAUAAUCAGUCGCUACAGUCGUUCGCAUCCGAGACGUUCUCCGCGGUUCCUGGGCGCGAUGCCGGGGAAGGAGGUUCUGCGGCGCCGGCCGAGAAGGUCCAGCGCAAGACGAAACUGCAGCUGUGGGAUGAGAUCAAGAUCAGCUCUCUCACCCGGUCGUUUACACUGCUCUACACGCUCUCGCUAUUGACGCUUCUUACACGCGUACAACUUAACCUCCUUGGCCGCAAGAAUUACCUCUCUUCUGUGAUCUCUCUCGCCGAGCGCAGCGACAAUGACCCCACUAUCCGACUCGAGGCGCACGAUAAAGACACUGCCGCCACCGUCGGCGGCAUCGACAUCGAAACGAACCAGCAAUACCUUACCUUCUCAUGGUGGCUACUUCACCGCGGAUGGCGAAUUCUCUGCGCACGUGUAGAGGCUGCCACAAAAGAGAUCUUUGGACCACUCACCCCGCGCGACACGAUAACCCUUGGCCGAUUCCGCGAGCUCGCAAUGGAAGUCCGACGCAUCGUGGAGACACCGGCACCCGGCGAGGCGACCUCCAGCAGCCCCGACGAAAUCGCCUGGCUGGCCUUCCUCCUCCCUCCCCGCAGCGAAGAACCGACCGUCCUCGCCGAGUCCGGCACAGCCCCGCCAGACGCAGGCCCACAGACACCGUCCCCGAAACUGCGAAGAUUACUCGACGAAACCUCAGAUCUGUUGGAGUCGCCCAUGGCGUCGACCGUGCUGGCACACAUGCUAGCCGUCGGCUUCGAGAUGCUCAUCGAUGGCAAGCUUGCUAACCUCGCUUUUGUGUCGAAGGCUGCCACCGUGAUGCGUGCUCAUACUGCUCCGGGCACCGCGGAUGAAGAGAGUGAUGCCAGUGUUAUGCCCAGGAUUACGCCUGUCGUCGAGGAUUCUGCUGCUACAAAGUUUGCCAGUGUUCUUGCGGUGCUGGCGAGACAAGCACAUGACAUCGGUAGCGGUGCUGGAAAUGAGUAUCUGGCUGCCAUGGAGAAGGGAACACAGUUGGAGGGAUUCAGUGCGUUGGUUUACUCUUCGAAUUUUGAAUUUGCGGCGGCACAGGCACAGGAGUUGGAGCAGAUGUCCUCUUAGAUUGAAACGAUAGAGUACCUAGAUGAAAGAUGGGCCUGAACGUCUCUGACACGGGCCAGGGCGUCCGGUAUUUCGCAUAUUAGACUGGGAGGUACUUGGUUUCCCGAGUGACAGCGGGAAAUAUAAUGCAAAGCUUUGUUUUUUUUGUUUUAAUCAUUGGAAUAUAAUUCAAAGCAGACAAUCAAAAGUGGAG